Heterostelium album PN500 is the source of this 1500-nucleotide messenger RNA. It is a transcript of the gene gnt10, whose product is annotated as GlcNAc transferase. Lineage: Eukaryota; Evosea; Eumycetozoa; Acytosteliales; Acytosteliaceae. Gene Ontology annotation, molecular function: protein xylosyltransferase activity. The coding region runs from base 1 to 1500 and encodes 499 amino acids. Gene Ontology annotation, cellular component: membrane. The record is from RefSeq and is a predicted model, not a curated record. The transcript has 5 exons. Gene Ontology annotation, biological process: chondroitin sulfate proteoglycan biosynthetic process; heparan sulfate proteoglycan biosynthetic process.
AUGAUAAUUAAUGUAUCAUGUUCAUCAUUAUUGUCAUUAUCAACAUUGUCAUCACCUCAGAUCUCACCACUUUUCUCGAAUAAAUGUGUGAAUGGUGGAAUAUUUUCCAAGAUUGAAGGUUGUAUAUGUCCACCGAAUUUUAUUGGCCCACACUGUGAGAAGUUCACCGAAGACGAUCAUAUAUACAGUGAGUUUGUCAGUCUCGAGAAUGACAGUGACUCGCCACCUUCACAGCCACAACCAGCAGCCGAUUCGAGUCGCCAAUCAUCAAAGGUCUCCAUUGCCUACCAAUAUAAAGAGAACGAUUUCAAGAUGACCGAUAUCGAAAAGUGUGCACCGGAAAACUAUCCUCAGGCACUGUGUAGUUGGAGUAGCUACCGUUCCAACAACCAAUUGUACAUGAAGAUCUCUGAGAGAUCACAACAACAACAACUCAACUAUAGCGAUGAUAAAAUAGUUAGUGAACUACUCAAGACCUACGGACCGUGGGACACCAACGAUGCUGUCUUGCUCAACUAUCUGUUCAAAAACAAUCAAGGUGAAUAUCUUUUGAAAUACAACCAUCAUUCCUACCAUAAGUUUAACGAAGCCAUUGGAAAUUCUCUUGCUUUCGUAAUUCUGGUGCACGAUAUCGAUUUAAUCUCCAUACAACUACUAUUGGAAAAUAUUUAUCAACCUCAUAAUUAUUAUGUUAUUCAUGUUGAUGGAAGUUAUGAAAAUGAAGAGAAAUUAGAAGAUUUAUUCUAUUUGGUUGAGGACAUAGUUGGUAGAGACUAUAUGAAUAUUGCAAUACUGAAGAACAGAUUCAAGAAUGGUUGGGGUUCUAUUGGAUUGGUUUAUUCAGAGAUCGCUGGCAUCACCAAAUUGUUCGAUAUGAUGCUUGAGAAAGAAUCAACAACUGAGAGCAAAUCAAUAUUCUCGCAUGUCAUCAAUUUAAGUUUAAAUGACUUUCCAAUAAGAAACAUUUCCAAACUAGAGAAUUUCUUGCAUACAAAAGAUAAUUUGAUUUCAAAUUAUAUAGAGAAUGAUUUUCCAAGAUAUAAUAGAUUAAAUAGAACAUUUGUUCAAUGUGGAAAAUCAGUUGGAGAAAUUAAAUUUUAUGUUAAUAAAGGUGAUCAUAAUGCUACUUGUGGAGAUGCCAACGAUCUCAUGAAUAGUAUCAAUAGAAAAGGAUAUGAAGAAGGUUCUCAAUGGCAUUUCAUUACUCGACAGUUUGCAAAGUAUAUCAUCUCCAAUGUUAAACCUCUGGAACGUCUUUUCUCUAUGAAGUUCUCUUUUAUUCCAGACGAAAGUUACUUCCAAAUCGCUAAAUCAGAAUGGAUCGAUAAUAACAUGUUAUGGUUCAGAUAUAACUAUAGAUUUAUACCAUGGAAUAAACAGAGAUUGGAAGUAUCAAGUGAAGAAGUUGAUCUACUUGUUAAAGGACACGACAAAUACUUUACAAGAAAAGUCUAUUCAAAUGAUGUAAAAAGAGAAAUAGUUGAAAAAUUACUUCAAUAA